UUUUUUUCCUUUUCUCUUUCCUUGACGCGAUUGUAUAUAAUGGCAGUACACUUUGUUGCUCUCUUAUUUAGUGCAUGUUCUCUUGCAUUAUUCAUUAUAGCCAAUGUUGGGACUACAUUUCAAAGUACAUUUUUACCAGACAUCUAUCUAGUUAAAGUAAACCAAGCAAUUACCGGAAGAUCUAUACGUUACGGUGUUUAUAAUUCAUGUCUUUAUUACAAUUCUUCUAGCAGUAUACCUCAUUCUUGUACUACGAAAAUGCCCACUUAUCCUUUCGAUGUUAGUCAAUUUGCAGAUGCAUGCGGUGUAGACCUGACAAAUUCAGCUGUUUCUAGUACAUUUAAAAGCCUAGUGAAUGUACCAGAGUUCGCUAUCUUUAAGUUGAUUGUUUUGAUCAUGCCAGCUGCUGUUCUUGCCUUUAUUGCAUUUGCCUGUACGUUAUUUGUUCGCCGACACAGAAGCAGUAAUGUCAUCCCAUUCAUUGGUAUAUUUGCAUCAUUACUCAGUUUCCUUACUGGAGCAGCUGGUCUCGCUCUUGUGAUUGUUACUUUCUGGAAAGGUCUUAAUGUCUUGGAGAAGAACAUAGAAGGAUUGUCUCAUCAAUGGGGUCCUUCUAUCUAUCUUGUUGGUGUUGGUUCUGGUUGUAUCUUAUUUACUUUGGUUUGCUUCACAAUCAGUAUAUUCAGCCGCCGUCCUGAUAGUUACGACAAAGAAACAAUUCGAAUGGACGAUUAUAAUGAUAAGAAUGUACAAGUUCACGCUAUUGCAGCAAACAAUGUUGCCUACGAUGCUUCAGCUACAGCCUACUUAAACACACCUGCAAAGCGAGAUAGUUUCGAAUAUAAUAAUCAAGCUACAUCUCCUAAAAGUCCAGCCUAUCCUUCGUAUUAUCAACAAGCGAAUUAUCAACAAGAACCACAGAGUGGCUGCCAACCAGCCAUGUAUCAACCACAGGUUGAAUAUAAUCUCCAAGAUGUUUACAACGCAUAUGAACAACGUGAUGCUUAUAAAAAGCAAGACAUGUAUAAUCCACAAGACAAUUACAAUCAUCAAGAUGUUUAUAAUAGUCCACAAGCUCAAUAUAAACAAGCAGACCAUUAUGAUGCUUAUGCUGGGCAGGAUACAUACCAACAAGAUAACUAUCAUUCACCCAAUGCUUAUUCACAACCUCAUGAAGCCUAUCAACAACAAGGCAGUUAUUAUCAUCAAAAUACUUACAAGCAGCAGCAUAAUGCUAAUUAUUUUUAGCCACUUACAUCUGUGAUUCAUGCAGUAAAGCCUUGCCAUAUAAUUAAAUAAACAAAUAUGUAAUAUCUAAUUAAUUUUAGCCUGUGUACGCAUAUAGCAUAACAAGGAGAAUCUCCUCUUUUUCUGACUACAGAAAAAUAUUUUUG
Gilbertella persicaria is the source of this 1394-nucleotide messenger RNA. RefSeq lists its product as uncharacterized. Bases 40 to 1248 code for a protein of 402 amino acids. The transcript has 3 exons. The record is from RefSeq and is a predicted model, not a curated record. Gene Ontology annotation, cellular component: plasma membrane. Lineage: Eukaryota; Fungi; Mucoromycota; Mucoromycetes; Mucorales; Choanephoraceae.